Messenger RNA from Camelina sativa (false flax), 657 nucleotides. RefSeq lists its product as uncharacterized. The record is from RefSeq and is a predicted model, not a curated record. NCBI's taxonomy places the organism in Eukaryota, Viridiplantae, Streptophyta, Magnoliopsida, Brassicales, Brassicaceae.
CUUACUUACAAAUCGAACAAGAGAUGGAAGUAGAAUUGGGAAGACCGCCAACUAUUCCUGAAGUUUUUCUCAGGACUCAUACCAAAAAAGAUGGUACUUUUGUGGAUAAGAAAGCGCAAGCAGUUCAUGAGGCAUAUAAGAAAAGAAGGGAAGCUAAGUUGGCUGCUCAGGAUAAUGAUGAGUCUUCAGAUGGUACUUCACGUCGAUCAGAGCUAUCUCAUGAGGAGGAUGAUGAGCUCUUUCUUCAGUCUACUUACAUAAAUGAUAGAGGAACAUACUUUGGAGUUGGAAGCCUAGGAAGUUACAUCAACGGGAAGCGGAAGUACCCUGGAAGCUCUUCUACUUUCACAACCCUACAACAACAGCUUGAAGACGCUAAUCGCAAGAUAGAGGAACAAGCAGCUCUACAAGCAGAGCGUGACGCAGAGGCUUCACGGGUUGCAGCUGAGGCUUUGCGGGUUGCAUCUGAGCAACAAGAAGAGAUCUCACGCUUGGCGAGCUUCCUCAAGACUAACCCAAACUAUGUCACCUUCCUUGAGUCUCAAACCAAUGACCUAAACCCUGCUGAUUUUCAAAGUUAGGUUCCCUCAUGUAAUAUUUGCAACACUCUUGGAUAUUUGGAUGUUUUUUGGAACUUUUGCAACUUUUGUAAAAACA